AUGGAUGAGGAUAAUGAGGUUGGAUUGCCACAAAAAGGAAUCAAUCAGAUAAUAAAGGUAAGAACUUUUUUUAAAAAUAAAUAUCAAUAUCAGACAUUUUUCAAGAAGUAGUUCCUGAUAUGAGAAUUGCAAAUGAAUCUCGCGAUUUGAUCAAUAUAUGUUGUGUAGAAUUCGUGAAACACAUUGCAAGAGAAGCCCAAAGAAUUGCGAGUCAAGAUCAGCGGAAGACAAUUUAUCAUGAACACGUGUAAAAAGCAUUGCAAAAUCUAGGAUUUCCUCCGGAUUAUUUAGAAGCGGCAAAUAGUGAGUCACUGUUAUUCCCCUUGUUUCUAAACUUGUGUUUUACAAACUCCUGUCUAUCGUUAAUUUUUGAUGCGCCCGAUAUCCGUUUUUUAAAUUUUUUGGGAGAGUAAUGAAUAAAUAAAUGUUAAAAUGGGAAUUUUAUUUUUAAAGGUUUUCAAUUGAAACCCUCUCAAAUAUAUUAUUGAUUUUAAUUGUCUGUUUACUCUACUUUUCUUUUUUUUUUGUCUAUUUACUCUACCGAUAUUUUAAAAUCUCUGUGCAGCUAAAAUAAAUUGAAAAUUCAGGAAAAUUACCUAGAAAAUUUUUGAUUUUUGCACCUUUUCCGAACAUCGUUGCGAACGUCCAAAACUACCGAAAUACUAUAAAAUCUUUUAAAAAAAAAUGAAAAUAAAACAACAAUACUCCGCGAAAUUACGUUUGACACGUGCUGUUUAGCGCUAAACAACACGCAUUUCGCGGAGUGUUGUUGUUUUAUUUUUGAUUAAACACCCGGGUGUGUUUAAUUUAGCUCUUAGGAGUUUCGCGUCGUUUAUUCUGCUUGUAUUUGAAAAAUGUUAAAAUGGGAACUUUAUUCUGCAUGUUUAUAUAACUAAAUCCGUUUGUAUAUUUUCAUAUUAUUAUGUUCUCUAGGUUAUUUGAUUAAUGCAAUAUUUUUUAGAAUGCUCUUUGAACCUAUCGAUCUCUCCAAUCAGGCGUUGAUUUCUAAGGCGAAUUCCUAUUCAUUGUUUAUUGAAUUCAACAAUGAAUGCAUUUGUUGUGUGAAACUAACGAAGGAAUUCGCCGUCACCGCGCUCCAUUGUAUUCCCGAUGAAUUCCGCGUUCUUGGCAAACAUGUAUUAUUGCAAGAUCACGGAGGAAAGGAACAUCGAGCUCAAAUUCAUUCAAUGAACUCUUUGUCUGAUUACGCGGUAUUCAAAAAAGAAGAAGGACAUUUCGAUAAUGUUCCAAACAUUAUUGUCCCAAAUAUUCUUGAUCAAUAUAUCGCAGUUGUGAGUAAUUAAACAUGACUAAAUUUAUAAAUAUUAAUAAUUCAUUUUCAGGGCUCGUCAUUUGGAGAGCUGAAGUUAUCGUAUCGAAUCGGGCACGUAUCGACAAUUUCAAAUGGAACGAAUGGUUUUAUAUAUGGAACAUCAGGAGGACUUCCGGGAUAUUCCGGCGGUAUGUGUAAAAGUAGUAGUAGUAGUAAUUAUAGUUAAUUUUAGGAGGAAUUUAUCAUGUUCGAACCGGAAACUUAAUUGGAAUUACUCGAGGAAAUCAAUAUGAGGGAAAGGGAACUCACACUUAUGGCGAUAUUUUAGAAAUAAUAAGCGCACAAGGUGAGUAUUAUUGACAAUAAAACUUUCCGGAACCGGCUAUGUACCCAAAAUUUUGGGUUAAAAACUUUUCUAGAAAAAACUUCUUUUUUUCCAAAAGUUUUCAACCGGUUCCGAAAAGAGUACCCAAUGAGUCUUGUAAUAAUUUCGUUUUUUUAAGUGAUUUAUCGAGACAUUGAGAUGUUUGGACAAUUCAACAUUUGA
Molecule: messenger RNA, 1820 nt
Organism: Caenorhabditis angaria
Lineage: Eukaryota; Metazoa; Nematoda; Chromadorea; Rhabditida; Rhabditidae
Source: the annotation of a GenBank genome assembly